Contarinia nasturtii (swede midge) is the source of this 3648-nucleotide messenger RNA. RefSeq names its product transcription factor E2f1 (gene E2f1). The record is from RefSeq and is a predicted model, not a curated record. Gene Ontology annotation, biological process: regulation of transcription by RNA polymerase II. Gene Ontology annotation, cellular component: RNA polymerase II transcription regulator complex. Gene Ontology annotation, molecular function: DNA-binding transcription factor activity, RNA polymerase II-specific; protein dimerization activity; RNA polymerase II cis-regulatory region sequence-specific DNA binding. NCBI's taxonomy places the organism in Eukaryota, Metazoa, Arthropoda, Insecta, Diptera, Cecidomyiidae. The coding region runs from base 1335 to 3305 and encodes 656 amino acids. The transcript has 7 exons.
ACAACGAGUGCGGUUCAUUUCUUAUUUUCGCUCGCAAAUCGUUUCAAAGUAUCAUCGAAUAUAAAAUAUUUUACUUUCUGUUUUCUUCUUCGGUUGUUUGAUACUGAAAGAAUAUUUUCAAAAAUCUUGUGUGUUGUUCGAGCAACAGAAUCAGAUAAUGAAUUUUACCGUCGUAUCGAAGAGUAAUAUUAGAAUUAUGGCGUGAGUGCGUGUCCUGAUAAAAAUUCAGUAUUAUUUUAUCGGUGAAUUUUUUUUGUGCGAUUGUCAUAAAUAUGUAAAAAGACAAAAAGAACACCGUGAUAUUCGAUAUACGAACAAAAUCGCUACGUUGUUUGACGUUCCAGCGACCGUUUUAUGAUCAUUUUAUAAUAAUGAGACUGAUACAACGACCAGCCACGGAAUUUAAAUACAAACGAAAACGAACAUUAAACGCAUCAACAACACACGUUCGAUAAAAAUUUCUUUUUCCCGUUUGCUUAAUUUUAUUUUAUGUUCUUGUUUUGUGUUACACAUAUACAUAGUUGUUAUUUUUUGUCGUUCGAUUUGAUUUUUGGUUCUAUUUAUUAUCGAUUUUUAAAAUCUGAAAAAUGUAAAUUCUUCAUGUGUUUAAAUAUGAACAUUCAGUAUUUAUUUGAAUAACCACCGAUCAACAUCAACUCAUAUGGAUCAACACUGUGUAAUUCGACCGAAUAAAGUCCACACAACAGUCCGUUAAAAUGAUAAAAUUAAACACCAUCUCGUGGAUAAGUAAAAGCAUCAAAUUAUUUAUAUAAACAACGUAGAUUGACAUAGAAGCUCAACGGAAAAUUCGAUAACACGCAACAACAUAAUUAAAUUGUCUGGCGUGCGGCGCUUCGAGGAAAUACAAGGCGGAAAAAAUUGGCGCAGCCAUACAUACACGCAAAAAAAAACAACAACAACAUAGCCCAAAAAUUAAAUCAUCUCCAACGUUUAAAGAUCACUCAUUUUGAUACAUACACACUCUCAACCAAAUUAUUGUGGUUGUUCAGAUUUUGCAUCGGCACGAUCUCAUUUCUAAAUUUGAUUGCAACUAAAAAUCGAUUAUCGCCAAAGCUCUAUCAUAUUUAUAUCAAAUACGGUACAUAAACAAAUUUAAAAUCUCGUUUUUAACCAUUUGAUGGCAUCUGAACGAGUGAUGUGUUUUCGAGUAAUAGGAUAACAGUUGGAACGAACAUUCAAGUUGUAGUAAAUUGUUGGAGAGUAAGGUGAGUGAGCAGGGAGACGGAGACAAAGAGAGUGAGAAACAUUCAAGUUAAAAAUUUGAAUCAGACAGAGGAAAUUGAAUUUGAGAAAGAAGAGAAAGAGAGAGAGAAAUGUCAUAUUCGUCAGUAGUAAAGAAAAAUAUGGCUGCCCAAUACGGUAGUAAAACGAGCAAUUCAAACUAUAUCGUACAAAAGGCGAGUGGCAGUGCAUAUGGAUCGGCCACAAGUGCAAUUAAUGGAAAUGCUUCAAAACACAGUAGUUUACAAUACAAUAAUAAAUACAGUAUGAAAGUCAAUUCACAUUUGUUGGACCAUGGAUAUGGCGCAGCAGCGCCACAAACAUCGUCAUACGAUAGUACAAUGAGUACACGGCUCAACGAUGAAACUAGCCAUUUCGAAGGCUACACCAAUUCCAUUGAUGCUGGAAUUACAAAGUACUAUAAGGCAACAAAACGUCGCAUGAAUGUGGCAUCGCCACCGAGCAUGAAUAUGGCACCAACUCCAGCCAAACAAGCCAGACAUACACCCAACAAGGCUUCAAGUUCAUCGUCGGCGUCAUCAACAUCGUCCGCUGUUGCGGUUUCGAUGCCAGCAAAAAAACGCUAUUCAGAAGGCACACGGUAUGACACAUCGUUGGGGUUGCUUACAAAGAAAUUUGUCGAUUUGCUGCAAGAAUCGCCGGAUGGCAGUGUUGACUUGAACAUUGCAUCAGCCAAAUUAAAUGUUCAAAAACGUCGCAUCUAUGAUAUAACAAAUGUAUUGGAGGGCAUCGGUAUUCUUGAGAAAAAAUCGAAAAAUAACAUUCAAUGGAAGUGCGGCAAAAACGCUGAUGGUAAUAGUUCAUUUGGUUUUGCAAAUGAAGCGGCCAAUAAGCAACUCGAAUUGGAAUUGCUUGAACAAAAGGAGAACCAUUUGGACGAAAUGAUCAAAACAAUUCAAGAGGAAAUUAAUGCACAAUUCCAAAAUUCGUCGAAUGCAUAUAUAACGACCGAAGAUUUAAAGAAUAUCGACAUAUUCAAAGAUCAUACAGUGAUCGUUAUUAAAGCACCACCAGAAGCUAAACUUAUGUUGCCUGAAAACAAACCAUGGGAAAUUCACUUAAAGGCUGAUAAAGGAGAAAUAGAUGUAUUCCUCUGUCAAGACGAUACAUACCAACCAUCGUGUGACCCAUUGCUCGACGAUAUCCGACAAUAUGUUGCGCCGAUUGUGGAGAAAUAUCUGAGUCCACGAAAUCAUGGAAAUGGCAAACCAUCAUCAUAUCCAUUGAGAUCAGCACAACGUAAUUUGAACAAAAUUCUUCUUGGCACAGAGGACGUUCUGAGUAGUGAGUGCGAUUCGACACAAACCACAUGUACCAUGGUCUCAUCUCAAAGUAGCACACAAUCAACAAAAUCCAUCUUUGAAUUGGACAAUCUGAUGAGAAAUGUAUUCAACGAAACGGAUUCAUAUAUGCCAAACACUGGCAAUGUGAUGGAAUCGUCAAAUAGCAUAGUAGCAAUUGCCAAAGAUAUGAACAGUUCAACAUCAUCGUCAUCAUCAUCAACCACAUUAGCAGCCAUGCGAUCAAUCACUACACAGAAUAGUCAGAAUUCCAGCAGUGCUCUUAAGAAUGAUGUAAAAUUGAGUGAAUACAGUGAAUUUGCACCAUGUUAUGCAACCAUUCAACAGCCGACUACCGACAUGCAUUCACAUGCCAGUAUGUCGCAAUCAAAUCAUAGCCAAUCAAGUACAAAUGGCAACGGUCAUUUGUCGAAAUUAUUUGGAGACGAUGAAACUUCAAUGUUAUUGAAUAAUAACAAUCAUAAAUCCGUACAAAAUUCAGAUCAUCAUCAACAUACACAGGACCAUUUACCGUCAACACCACAACAAUCGAGCCGAAUACGGAAUUCACUUAUCUCAGAUAUAGUUAACUUCAGUCCAAUGAAUGGAAUCAUGUCGCAAGACAACGCUUCCGAUUUUCUGAAUGUAGAUGCCUUUUCACGAUUCCUUGCAAUCGAACCGCCAUUGGACAACGACUAUAACUUUACGCUUACAAACUCAGAAGGAUUAUGCGAUCUAUUUGAUUUUGAAAAUUGUAUUUAGUCAUGUAGGGCAGUGUUUAGAGUAAUGUAUCUGUUUUUUUUUUUCGAUGGCGUGUGCGUACGUAUCCAAAUCAUCUUCAGCUGCUGGUCUCAGAUGUUUUGGACAACGCAUGGUUUGGAAAACAACAAUCAAUGUCCACAACAAUGCACACAGUGGACUGCGAUCGAUGAGAGAAGAAGCGGUUCGGCUCUUUUGCUCGAUAUCGUGUUUGGCUAACUAGAGUUCAAAAACUACUAUUAUAACAAAUACUGGGGCGAAAAAACAAUACAAAUCAUUUCUUUUUUAUAGGUUCUUAGGCUACAAAACUUCAUGUGUGUCUAAAUAUUACAAAAAAAAAAAAAAA